CUCGCACCGCCAGCCCGCUCCCAUCGCACACGCAUCCACACGCCCUCUCACGACCCUUAUCCGCACUCUCAAAUUGCCACGCCGUCCAUCUGCCAGCCACUUCCGCACGCCGUGGCCGCCGGCUGCGCCCCGCUGCCCCGCAUGUCCUCGCCGCGGGCCAUCCUGCUGCGCGGCGCUGCUGCCGCCUCGCCGACCUACUUCACCCUGCUGCCCGACUCGUUCGCCGAGCUGCUGAACAAGGCACGCACCCUCUUCCCGGCGCCGCCCGCCUCGCCCUCGACAUCCGCCGCCGCGCGCGUCGAGCCCGAGGCGCGCCUGACGCUCGGCAGCGAUGCGUCGGCCAUCCUCUGCGCCGAUGCGCUGCCGGCACUGCGCGAGCGCGAGCUGCUCGUGCUGCGCUGGAGCGUGCCCGCCAGCGCCGCCCCGCCUGCCGUCGCCGCGCCCGCCGCGAGCCCCAGCCCGGCGCUGAAGAGCAGCCUGCGUGUGCGCUGGGACGCCAGCAUCCCGCCGCCGGCGCAGCAGGCCGGGCCCAGCUCGGAUGCCGCCGCUGCGGCGCCGACGAGCGUGGCACAGCUGCGCCAGGCCGCCGGCACCAAGGCGCGCCUGCGUGCCGAGCAUGCGCGUCGCGUCCUCGAGGAGCAGCGCGUGCUGCGCGUCCGCGAGGCCGAGCAGCAGGCCGGCGACGGCGAGCCGAGCGCGUCGACGGCCUCUGUGGGACAGAGUGAGGAGACGAGCGAGUGCGCAGAGCCACCGUCUCCGGUUGUCUCCGCCCUCGAGAGCGCCGCAGCAGGUGUCACGGCAUCUGAGGCACCGGCCGCUGCUGUGAACAACGCUGUACAGCCGCCGCUGUCGCCGUCAUCCUCGACCACUGCCUCGCCCGUCGUGCAAGAGACUGCCUCGCCGGUCAAGCCCGCCUCCGCUACAGCAUCGCCAGCUCUGGCUUCGCCGUCGACCGCGUCUCAGCCGGAGCAGCAGUUUGCAAGCGCAUCCACCACGCUUGAUCUGCCUCAGCCAGCCGAGGACAGCAGCAGCCCGCCGCCAUACUCCAGUCCUCGCGUGCCGGUGCCCAUCGCCACAAGCAGCGAUGCGCAAGAGAUGGACAUCGAUACGCAGCAGGGCUCCAGCCCGCCGACGAGCCCGACGCGCAACGUGCAGUCGGCGCUGCUCAAGCCGCUCGCGUCGAAUGCGCUCGAGCUCGGUGCCGCAACGCGCCGUGGCGAUGCCUCUGACCGCAUGAGCAUGGCGUACCGCAGCAUGACGGCCGUGCUCGAGGCCCUGCGCCACCACCCGGGCAACCUGUACUUCCGACACGCGCUGCCCGCCUCCUUUGUGCACUUCUCACAGAAGCACUGCGGCCAGCACGUCGACUUUGCCGUGCUCGCCUCGCGCAUCGCCGCACGCGCCUACCACGAUGCCGCGGGCCCGUCGGCCGGCGCAGCGAGCGACGUGGCCGAGGCACGCGAGGCGCUCAUGCGCUUCAAGACGGACCUGACGCAGCUCUGGCGCAACGCAGCGGCCUUCUUUGGCAGCAAGAGCAAGGAGGCCGUCUGCGCCGACACGCUGCGCCGCUUCGCCGAGAUCGUGUUCGAGGAGUGGAGCCGCCGCCUGGGCGCACAGCCCGCAGCGGCCGGCGCAACCAGCAGCGAGGCCGAGAAGCCGGCUGCCGUGCGGCGAGAGGGUGCAGACGAUGCGCAGCGCACUCCGCAAGCACAGCGCUUCUUCCGUGCGCUCUCUGGCGCCGGCGCACCUGGUGCUCGGGCACCAGCGCCAAGCCAGGCGCAGCGUUCCUUCCUGGCAUCGAAGCGCCUGCCGCAGCAGGCGCCACCGCACCCUCGCAAGCGGCUUGGCCCGCCGCUGGCGCUGCACUCGCAGGCGCCCGCCUCGGCCUCCGCCAAGCGUGGCGAGCCGACAGCCGAGCAGUACGCUGCCUUUCUCAGCGCCGUCUCUGCGCCAUCCACACGUGCGGCUGCGCCUCGCGGCCUCGACCUGCCGGCACGCGACGACGCCUCGCGCAUGGGCAGCGCCGACGUGCGGACGCCGACGUACGAGAGCGUGCUGGAGGUGCCGCAGAUGCCGCCGCAGCCCAAGCCGCAGCAAGCGCAGCCGCAAGAGAAGGCGGUCCCUCAGCCGCAGCCGCAGUCAGAGGCGGCCAAGCAGCCACAGCUGGUCCCGCGGCCUAUGCUGGCGGCUGAGAGCCGCAAGCACAAGGCGCUGCCGCGUGCAAACCGCCGCACUCGGGGCACUACUCGCUCGCUCGCCGUCGCGCUGGGCAACUCGUCGGCCGAGGAGGAGGAAUCCUCACAGUCGAGCAACGAGCUCUCCGACACGCCAGCGAGCGGCUCGAGGCGCGCCUCUCCCACCCUCGCUCUUGCCGCCGCUGUGCCACGCCGCAGCUCUGGACGCGCUGCCCACGACGCCAUCACGAUCGAGUCGGACGGCUCCGACGACGAUGCCUCCUUCGUCGAGGCCCUCGUCUUCGGCGCCGCUGCGGCUCCCGCGCUGCCCAGCACGCCGCGCUUCAAGCGCAAGGCACGCACCUCGCUCGGCGCCGGCGCCUACGCCGAGCCGUCGUCGUCAGACUUCGACGGCGACUCGCUCUCCGAGGCAGAGCCGGAGCAGGACGACGUGCAGGAGGCGGAGGAGUCCGUCGAGGAGCGCGAGGAGCCGCCGCGGCCAACUCGCCCCGCCAAGCGCUUCCGCAGCAAGCUGGCCGCCCUCGCUGCGGCUGCCGCCGCUCCGCAGAAGCAGCAGGAGGAAUUCCAGCCGAAGCGCAGCGCGCGCAUGAUCGCGCGACGACAGCGCGGCGUGCGUGCUUGA
This is a messenger RNA of Tilletiopsis washingtonensis, 2817 nucleotides long. RefSeq lists its product as hypothetical. The transcript is spliced from 3 exons. NCBI's taxonomy places the organism in Eukaryota, Fungi, Basidiomycota, Exobasidiomycetes, Entylomatales. The record is from RefSeq and is a predicted model, not a curated record. Gene Ontology annotation, molecular function: protein binding. The coding region runs from base 142 to 2817 and encodes 891 amino acids.